GACGCCCGGCCCGCGUUGCCCGGGCGGAGGCGGUGGCGUGGGGGGUCUUGCGGGCAGCGCCCGCGGGAGAUGCGGCUGCGGCUCGGGCGGGUGCUGCCGGCGCUGUGCCUCGGCGCCGCCUUCCCCCUGCUGUGGUAUGCGGUGUGGCAGGGGAGCCGAGGAAAUGACUUAGAUAUGUACCAACUCCACUUGCUGGAACUUCAGCAAAGACUGUUGUAUGCUGACAAGGAAAAUAAAAAAAGAUCACAUGAACUGAGCAGUGCCCUAGAUGAAAUUAAACAUAUAGUUGCAAGAAGAAUGAACAUGACAAAAAAUCACACAGGUGAUUUAAAGUGGAAAGAGUUAAACCUCCCCAUGCAUCUUACAAAUAUCUACUACUAUCUCCCUCACCUUCGAAAAUAUGAAGAUGCAAUUUUCCCAAAUAUUAUUUUUGGGCAACAGAGAACUGGAGUCUCCCUAGUGAUGGGUAUUCCUACAGUGAAAAGGGAAAAACAAAAUUACCUGAUUGGUACAUUGCGUUCCCUACUGUACCAACUAUCUGAAGAGCAAAAGAAGGACUGCAUAAUAAUAAUCUUUAUAGCAGAGGUGGAUGCAGAGUAUGUUAAGAGUGUUGCAGAAAGUGUUAAAACCAGCUUCCCUAGAGAAGUCCAGUCUGGAGUACUAGAGGUUAUUUCUCCUCCUGCUUCCUAUUACCCAGAUCUUUCCAACCUGAAGAAAACACUUGGAGAUUCUGAGGACCGAGUAAGGUGGAGAACUAAACAGAAUUUGGAUUAUAGCUUUUUAAUGCUAUAUGCUCAACCUAAGGGAACAUUUUAUUUACAGCUGGAAGAUGAUAUUAUAGCCAAACCUGAUUUUAUUGAAAGUAUAAAAAGCUUUGCUGCUCAACAGUCCCAAGAUUGGAUGGUUCUCGAGUUCUCACAACUUGGAUUUAUUGGAAAAUUGUUUAAAUCGGAAGACUUACCACUCAUAGUGGAUUUUUUCCUCAUGUUCUAUAAGGACAAGCCUAUAGACUGGCUUAUAGACCACCUGCUCUGGGUUAAAGUGUGCAAUCCAGAAAAGGAUGCAACACACUGUGAAAAGGAAAAGUCAAAGUUACGUAUCCGUGCUAAACCAUCUCUCUUUCAGCAUAUGGGAAUUUUUUCAUCAUUGGCUGGGAAGAUACAGAAUUUGAAAGAUAAAGAUUUCGGAAAAAAUGUGCUACAUAAAGCACAUAAUAAUCCACCUGCAAAAGUGGACACAAGCCUAAGAAUAUACCAGCAAUAUACCUUGGAAAAAGUUUAUAAAGGACAGGACUGUUUUUGGGCUUUAACUCCAGUGGCAGGUGACUUCAUCAGGUUCACAUUUUUAAAUCCACUAGAAGUUGAAAAGUACUUGUUCAGAAGUGGAAACAUGGAGCACCCUGGUGAUAAACUGUUUAACACUACUGUGGAAGUAUUGCCAGCUGAUGAAACGCUAAGAAAAGAAUUGGUUGAUAAUGGAAGUAAAUUUAACUAUCCAGCAACCAAAGAUGGAUAUUUAAAAAUAGGGGCUUUUGAAAAUGGCACUGCAGAAGGCAGCAUCAAUCAGGCAAUAGGAAGAAUAAAGGCUAUUCGUUUAUCAGUCAGCUCUGAUUCUCCAGUCUGGGCAAUACUGAGUGAGGUACUUAUCAAGACAUCUGAAAACUGAAAAAUAUACCUUUUUGAUGUGUCACUUGUUUUGUAUUUCUUGAAAACAAGGCUGACUAAAACAAAACAAAACAAAUCAAAAAACAAAACAAAACAAAAAUACUGGGUCAAAAGAUCAAUUCCAUACCCAUUUAGUUAUUAAUACUAUGUAUUAGGAAAGAGUUGAGAUACAUCUUAGAUCUUUAUAUGACAAGGUAUAUGAAAAGAAUGUUAGUAAUUUCUAGAAAAUGUUCUUGCAUAAUAUGUCAUAUAUAAAAAUCUCACCUUAGUUUGGCAACAUUAAAUAGAUAUUAUUACAAACAAUUGAUAAGGCAUUACAGCCUGCCUCAGGGACUAAAGCAUAAAGAAGAAGUUUCACCAGAAUUAAAAAUAACAGACAUUUUUGAAAAAUAUUAAGGACACGGCGUUCAACUCCAUUAAAAACUCUGGUCAAUUUUGCAGGGAAAUUAGAACUGAAGGAAAAGUUGUCAAUAUUCAUGCAAGUAUUUAAAGUAGUUCAAAGGAACAAUUUAAUGUUAUGAAAAUUGAUCUCAAACUUAAUAUAAAUGUGUUUCAGCCUUAAUGUAGCAUGUUAUGUUCAAUAUUUUUUAAAAUGAAAAUUGCCUACAAAUUAUCAUUUGAAUAACUUGAAGCUUAAAUAGGUUUUUUUGGAAGAUUGUAAAACUUCUCAGUGAAUUGUGCAUUGAAUUAAUUACAGGAAAGAAGAGUAUUAUGUGUAACUAUAUUUUUGUAAAAAGAAAAUCUAUUUAAAUAAAAUUUUGGAUCCUGGAAUUAGAUAAUCAGCGUGCACUGAUAUUUCAGUCCUUGCCACAAGUUCAAAUUCAACAUAAAUUUGAAAAUAAAGAGUAAACCACAGUAGUCUCAUUUGAAAAGUUUUUGGGAAAUGACAAUCUACCUUGGACAUCUACCUGUUAAUGGUCAGAAUUCUGGAAUCACUUCCUUAGCACAUGAAGCACGACUGCACCCUCAUUCCCCUGCACAGGCAUUGCAUCCUGACAGUAGGAAAUAAACUGCAAUAUGUGGAUUUGUAUUGAAUGGGUUACAUUAAUGUAGAGUUGUA
This is a messenger RNA of Pyrgilauda ruficollis (rufous-necked snowfinch), 2724 nucleotides long. It is a transcript of the gene MGAT4D, whose product is annotated as MGAT4 family member D. The record is from RefSeq and is a predicted model, not a curated record. Gene Ontology annotation, cellular component: endoplasmic reticulum; Golgi stack; endoplasmic reticulum-Golgi intermediate compartment. Gene Ontology annotation, molecular function: acetylglucosaminyltransferase activity. NCBI's taxonomy places the organism in Eukaryota, Metazoa, Chordata, Aves, Passeriformes, Passeridae. The coding region runs from base 70 to 1665 and encodes 531 amino acids. The transcript has 15 exons. Gene Ontology annotation, biological process: protein N-linked glycosylation.